AUGGAGGCACUGACGAGUGCGGAGCCGGCUCCGCAACAGCUCGUCGAGAACGCCUUGCAAAAAUCAGUGGUCCCAGUGGAGCGGCCGCUGUCGCUCUUCGAACGAGUGAUCACCACCAAUGCUCCCAUCCUCGAGUCUCUCCUCCUCCAAAUCCCGACCGACACCAUCCUCAAGCUCUACCACACCUCACAUUAUCUUCGCACGUUCCUUCGAUCGUACCCGACCGCAUGGAAGUCCCUCUCAUUCCGCUUGCUCUACCCCUCGGGCACCCUCCCAUCGACCCGGAUCAUCAUCCCGGGCAUGUCGGAUCCGGAGACCCAACGACAGUCACGACCCUAUUCCCUAGAUCAACUACUGAUGAACGUGGUGAUCCCCUUCAGCGGGUGCCUCAAGAGCCUGGAACUGGACAACACGGCCGUCUCCGGCCAGAUUCUGAUUUCAACCGUCUUGCAUGCGCGCCGGGAGAGUUUGGAGCACCUGUCCGUUCGGGGCUGCAAGAAUGUAUCGCUCAAGUACCACAUCAUUCCAUACCUUACCAUGUUUGGGCUGCAGUAUGACGUGGACAUGGAGAAGAACAUUGGAAGUUCCCCGGCGACUCAGCGGCUCGCGCUGAAGAGUCUCUAUGCGUAUCGAUGCCGUCACCACCGCCGUCGGCCGUAUCUCUCAGCGUCGCUCCUGCGCAAGGAUUCCGACUCAGAACCAACACAUGAGUUAGUCAACCUCUGUCACAAGCUGGGAAUCUGGACCGACACUGCCUGGUGCACCACGCCCGCUGGAAGAUGCUUCCGUAGACGCGGGUAUGUUUCCAUGCGAGUUCCGCAGGGUUCCCCGGAAGUGUGGGUGGUAUUCGAUCGACUCUGGAGAUCCAAGAACUGGAUCGGCCCAGUUGACUCUCGAGCAGACAGGCCACGGGUACCGGAUGGGAAACUCUGGGAAACAUGCGAUACUGGAUGUUAUGGCGAAGCACUGGGGACCGGCGAGGGACCCGGGCUCGGUGAAGGUAAGAUGAGACCGACGCAUCUGCGUCAGAGUCAUCUGCAAUUCGUCGAGAGUGUCAAGUGCGACGGCUGCGAUGACGAUAUCUCGGAACGGUGCGAGCAGUGUAGUAUUCUGAUGCACUGUGUUGGAUGCCGAAGGACACUCUGUGCGAGCUGUGCCUACGAACGACCUUAUCUUCAUCGAGGGAGUGUAUCUCCAAACACAGAAGACGGCAAUAGGCAUCGUGAAGGAAACAACGCGGCUUCUUUGUGGUGGGCACCCGGCGCAACAAUGUCACCCAGUUCCAUGCAAGAUCCUAUUGCCAACCCAGUGGACAACAAUGCAUUGCAUGGGGCGGCAUCACCCUCACACCCCGCUCUCAAGUUUCACUGGUGCUGCACGGAGCCUAUCUUCUCCGGAGGAGGUGGCAUCAGUAUCGGCACUCCAAGUCGAGAUGUAGAUCAAGUGCGCGCUGUUCCUUUGCCCCGGGGGAAAGGCUGGGAAGACCUCGAGUACACCGUCAGCGAGUGGAGCAAGACCUUUCCGAAGUAUGCCUACGGCGAUCCAAACAAGCCGGACUACUCGCUGGAAACCGGGCAUCUCGCGAUGAUGAAAUGGUUGCUUGGACCACCCAACCGACAAGUUUCCCCGUGCCCACGCAAUCUGUGUCAGGAGUGCUACGAUUCGCCCCAGUGGAAGGUUCACUGCAAGAGUUGUUCUAAGCCUCUCUGUAUUGAACACGACCUCCGCGGACUACGGCUGCGCAUCUGUGGCUACAGAGACCUUGCAUUUGAGAAGAUGACUAUCCAAAAUCGAGCUGCAGCUCAUCCAUCAUCUGAUGCGCCCUUGAGCCAACUCUCCGGCUACGAUCUCCCAUUUCGAACACAACGCCUCAUCGACUCAGCCAACAGCAGCUUCAUUGACGACCCACACGGUGACGGUGUUGCAGAUGAGCACUUCCACGAGCCCUCAAAUGGCGACGGGUCAAGCCAUCCUCUCUUCCCACGCAAUCCCACUCGCUCUGUCUCCGCCCCACCCUCUAAUCAUUCGGGAUCGUCAUCCCCGACGUCUGUCUCCUCCGAGUCACCCUUUGAGAUGCCCCGCUGGCAAGGAUGUCAAUCCUUCUUCUGCCCUCAAUACCGCGCCGUCGGGGAUCAGCGACAGAGAUGCCCAAGCUACCUCCGAGAGUGCAAGGCCUGUGCUGUCUACGAAAACUAUCUGUGCCCGAACUGCAUGAAAGUCCGUGCCCGUGACGGGACUUGCCGCCGCGAGGAGGAAGAGAAGGCGCGGAGGGACCGGAAGUGGAAAAAGGACAUGCAGGUGCUUGAGGGCAUCCUGGAACUCAAGGUAGCCAACGAAGUCGCCGAGUUCGCGGGCCAGUUCUUUGAUCUGGUCGAUCAAGGAUCCCAAAGUACGAUGGUUGCUGGUCUCCUUGAUAUUGACGAGCCCGAGGCAACCGCCGUACCCGGUCCUUCUCACAGCCCUCCGCCUCUUCCUCCUCCCUUGGACCUUCCGGUCACUCCUGGAACCAGCAUGUUUCUCGGAUCGAACCACGUUGGCCCGCUUUACGAGUCCGAAUAG
Messenger RNA from Penicillium macrosclerotiorum, 2559 nucleotides. RefSeq lists its product as uncharacterized. The transcript has 2 exons. Lineage: Eukaryota; Fungi; Ascomycota; Eurotiomycetes; Eurotiales; Aspergillaceae. The record is from RefSeq and is a predicted model, not a curated record. Bases 1 to 2559 code for a protein of 852 amino acids.